UCAAGAUUUCAGCAAAGCCCGCUUGGUCACAGCACUGGAACGAAGCGGUCAACCUGCACAGCAAAGACAAGCACAGGAUCCACAGUUUGUGUACGGCUGCCUGCAAAUGGUUAUUCAAGUCAAAUCCAACUCGGGCAACAACAGCAAAGCGAUGGAGGGAACGCAACAAAAACUGGAGGCGAAUGUUUUGCUACUUGGAGCAGAAAAUGUCGGGAAGUCUGCGCUCACAGUGCGAUUCCUUACCAGAAGAUUUAUCGGCGAAUACGGAAAUAUAGAAUCAAUAUACAGUCACAGUGACCGAAUUGACGGACGGGAAAUUUCUUUCAAUAUCUGGGACUCCCUGCAUCCACAGAAAUCUGACGCCGACGGAUGCAUCAGCGAGAAGCAGCUUCAGUGGGCAGACGGGUUCAUUCUGGUCUACAGCAUCUGCGACCGAGCCAGCUUUAACCUGGUGCGUCGACAGGUGCAGCGGAUCAGGCAGUGUAAAGCAAAGGUCCCAGGCGCGACGCCGAUUGUAAUCGUCGGCAACAAGCGGGACCUCAAGCACCGCCGCACCGUCUCCAGCGAGGAGGGCACUCUCCUCGCCCUGUCCUCCGAUUGCGGGUUCUUCGAGAUCUCCGCAGCCGAGACCUACCACGGUGUGUUGCUAGUUUUCCACGAACUGCUCGACUUGAUCCGGGAGGCGAGGGCAAUGAAGAAGGGACCGGUCGGACUCAAGAGCAUUGUCCGGAGCAUGUCGGCGGUUUUUGGGAGAAGAAGAACUGACUAGGUUACUUGAACUGUUAGCAAGGGGCGAGGUUGAACACCCCGGAUUCAACAAUCAACGGCUGUGUCGCUUAGAAUAGCGACUUUUAAAGUAAAAGCUACGACGGCGGGUGGCUGUGGUCGUGAUCCGUGACGCUUCUACGCCGGUUGCGCGCGACCGUUUGAGGACGCCACACUUCGAAGCGGAAUUGGAAACCGCGGUGCAUCGCUGAACGCGCUUGGGGGGAUGCACUGGUUGCUUACACUGGACACUUGUAAAAAUUGGCAAAUCAACUGUACUGCUAUGACCAGAACGACUUUGUACCGAAAGUGCUGUUGGCCUCUUUUUUGCUGUAACGGCGUAGGCUAUGACUGGAUUGAGUUAUUUGACACCUGUCUGAUUUAUGCGCGGGUGUUCAAAACUCAAAUGCAGGAGCUGUUUCACCGAACCCAGACCAUGUAGCGCAACUGAUCGUGACUUGAGAAUUGGUGCCAAGAGUUGAUGUCAAUCUAUGCACACUUAUAAAAAGUAGCAGUUAAAAUGGCCGUUACUACAUGACUUGGAAAAUGUAUCUACGUUGUCCUGCUGUUCUGUUCAGAAAAUACAAAUCAUAUUGGUUUUGCAUGUGGUCUGGUCAGGACUAGGCACUGUACCCUUAAGUUGUCUAUAAAUCCAUCAUUUUUGGCCACCUGUCUCUCCAACCUUGACAAUGUAUCCCUACUAAAAUGGCAAUUUGGUGCAACACAUUUAUUGUCUGUCAACAUGUUUCACUGGAUUGGACCAGAACCAAAAAUCCUGCAACACUGUCACAUGAGAUUUCAUAUACUGUACCAACCUGAAUAAAUGUGUGUUCUGUAUAUGCCCAUAAACUGCUGCAGUCUCUGCAAUAGUGUUGGCUUAAGUGGGAUGGCUGAUUUAAAAGUGUUCAGAGGGUCAGGCUCUGAAGAUGCUGUCUUUUAACUCCCGCUUUUUGGGGGAUGGGGGUGAAAUGAAAUUUAUGGAAUAAUUGUACAAUGUUUAUAUGCGGUACAGCUGUUUACUUAAGUUGCUUAAAUAAAACCCUGUUUUCUUUAA
Conger conger (European conger) is the source of this 1819-nucleotide messenger RNA. Its product is annotated as Ras-related and estrogen-regulated growth inhibitor-like protein. The transcript is spliced from 4 exons. Gene Ontology annotation, molecular function: GTP binding; GTPase activity. NCBI's taxonomy places the organism in Eukaryota, Metazoa, Chordata, Actinopteri, Anguilliformes, Congridae. Bases 107 to 769 code for a protein of 220 amino acids. The record is from RefSeq and is a predicted model, not a curated record.